AUGCAGGUGCCGCAUGGCCAGACAGGGGCACAUGCGCGUGGUGAUGGUGUACCGAGACCAGACCAGGAACCAGGAACCCCUUUGCCGUGGCGUCUAGAUGUCAUUGGCCACUUCAACGGUGCCGAUGGCACUUCGAUUGCGCUACGAACCAGGUAUUGUCCUACACAAACCGAAUGUGGCUUGGUAGAAAUUCCCAGGCACCCAUGGAGGGUUCUCAAUGGAGGUGUGGUGCCCCGACGACCUGGCCAACGGAGGAGCGAGCUGAGGGAACGCCACACGGCGCCGAGCCUUUUAGAACCAGGUGUCGUCUGGCGCCAGCCCGUGCGGACGCCGCCUCUUCUGCAGCGAAGUGAAUUUGUGGCAUGA
Molecule: messenger RNA, 366 nt
Organism: Chaetomium globosum CBS 148.51
Lineage: Eukaryota; Fungi; Ascomycota; Sordariomycetes; Sordariales; Chaetomiaceae
Exons: 1
Coding region: 1-366 (121 amino acids)
Source: RefSeq, a predicted model, not a curated record